AAGGGUUUGGGGUAAUUUGGAUCCUCCGGCUUCCGUAGGAGCCCUUUUUGCAGCUUCUGGCUCCUCCCCUAGCAACGGUUUAGCUUGUUAGCAACCUGCAAGCCUGAAAGCUGCACGGUGUGCGGGUGGACCGCAGGGGCGGGAUGCGAGUGGCGUCGCGGCAGCCGAGGCCACGGGCGGACCCCCGGGACCUUUCGCGACUCUAGCCGCUCUUAGGCGGCUUUCACUUUUCGGUAGCGGAUCCUUUUUCUGUCUCGCGGCUGCGGGCACAGUGUAGGAAGGAAGGAGACGUACCCAUUCCUCGCUCCACAGCCACGGCCAUGUCCAGAGCGGAGGCCGCGGAGCCGGCCGAGGCCCCGGAGCCCAGCAGCAGGAUCAAGUUCAGCAGCCCUCGCCAAAUCCCGAUAGUCGGAGUGGUGACGGAGGAUGAGGAAGUGCAGGGUGCCUUCAAGUCUAUGGACCUAAAUCGUGUCAUCAAACUCUUCGAAGAGACUGGUAAAGAUGAUUUGGAAGAAAGACAACUUAAAUCUGUCAAGAAAUUGGUGCAGUGUUAUCAAAAUGGAUUUCCCUUAAGGGAUUUAGCACAGAUAUUUAAAAUUCUGAAUCUGUGUGCAGAAAAAAUUAAAACACAGCCCCAUUUUAUAGAACCUGCAUAUAAUAUCAUAAAAUUAUGUGGCUUGCCAUUUUUGAAAAAGAAAGCAUCAGAUGAAAUAACAUAUGCUGAAGAUACUGCUAAUUCAAUUGGACUUUUGGGUGACUUAAUGAAAAUACAAAAUUCUGAAUUGAGGAUCCAAAUUUGUAAGUGUAUUAUUGACUUUUAUCAUGCAGAACCACCAAAAAAGCAUAUUACAGGUUACCAGCAGGCUAGUUCCUCAUAUAAGAUUAAAAUGGCUGAAGUUGGAGGACUGGCAAAAACAAUGAUCCAGUCGUUGGAGUUGCUUGAAAAUCAACUUGUUGAGAAACUUUGGGUACUUAAAGCUCUGCAACAUCUCUCAACUUCUGAAGUUAAUUGUACUUUAAUGGUGAAAGCACAAGCAGCCAGUGGAAUCUGUGCUCACCUCAAUGACCCAGAUCCCUCUGGACAACUUUUAUUUCGUUCAUCUGAAAUACUUUGGAACUUACUGGAAAAAUCUUCAAAAGAAGAAAUCAUACAACAGCUUAGUAACUUGAAAUGUUUGCUGGCUUUGAAGGAAGUAUUUAAAAAUCUGUUUAUAAGAGGCGUUAGUCAUUAUGAUCGUCAGCUUAGAAACGACAUAUUAGUGAUCACAACAAUUAUAUCUCAAAAUCCUGGGGCACCAAUGAUUGAGUCUGGCUUUACCAGGGAUUUGAUAUUAUUUGCAACAUUUAAUGAAGUUAAAAGUCAAAAUCCUUUGGUAAAAGGUCUUAAGCUUUCUAAUUCCUAUGAAGAUUUUGAGUUGAAGAAAUUGCUGUUUAAUAUAAUUGUGAUCUUAUGUAAAGAUUUAUCUACUAUACAGCUAUUAAUUGAUGGCAAAGUUAUUUUGGCUUUGUUUACCUAUGUUAAAAGGCCUGAGAAACACAAAAUACUUGAAUGGUCUGCAGCACAGUAUGAAGAACUACAGCUGCACGCAAUUGCCACUUUGUCAUCAGUGGCUCCUUUUUUAAUAGACGAGUACAUGUUCUAUAAGGGAAACGCUCAAGUCCUUGAAUUUCUAGUAUGGUGUGAUAACGAAGAUUCCUUCUUUACUCAUGGUAACAGUUUUCAUGGUGCAGGUGGCCGUGGCAACAAGUUUGCCCAGAUGCGUUACAGUUUAAGACUCUUGAGAGCCAUGGUCUACCUUGAGAAUGAUACUAUAAACAAGGAUCUGUGUGAAAACGGAGCAAUUCAGCAACUAAUAGGAAUCUUUAAAAAUACAAUAAGCAAGUAUAAUGAUAAGGAAGAGGCCAUCCUUCUGGAAAUUCAGUCUGAUAUUUUACUUAUUUUGUCUGGUCUUUGUGAAUAUCAUAUUCCUGGGAAGGAAAUUUUUGGAACUGGAGGAGUGGAUAUAAUUCUUCAUGUAAUGAAAACAGACCCCAAGAAGUUACAGAGUGGAUUAGGCUAUAAUGUACUUCUUUAUAGUACAUUGGACAGCAUUUGGUGCUGCAUUUUGGGAUGUUACCCCUCAGAGGAUUACUUUCUUGAAAAAGAAGGCAUUUUUCUCCUUUUGGAUUUAUUGGCAUUAAACCAAAAAAAAUUCUGCAAUCUAAUACUUGGAAUAAUGGUUGAAUUCUGUGAUAAUCCCAAAACUGCGGCUCAUGUCAAUGCUUGGCGAGGGAAGAAGGACCAGACAGCUGCUAGUCUUUUAAUUAAAUUGUGGAGAAAGGAAGAAAAAGAACUAGGAGUAAAACGUGAUAAAUAUGGGAGGAUUGUUGAUACAAAGAAACCUCUAUUUACUAGUUUUCAAGAAGAGCAAAAAAUCAUACCACUGCCUGCUAACUGCCCAACUAUUGCAGUUAUGGAUGUUGCUGAGAAUAUCAGAGCAAAAAUUUAUGCUGUGUUGGGCAAACUAGAUUUUGAAAAUUUACCUGGCUUAUCUGCUGAAGAUUUUGUCACUCUAUGUAUCAUACAUAGAUAUCUUGAUUUUAAAAUUGGAGAAAUAUGGAAUGAAAUAUAUGAAGAAAUAAAAUUAGAAAAGCUAAGACCAGUCAGCACAGACAAAAAAAUUUUGGAAUCUAUUACAGCAGCAUCAGAAAAUAUUGGAAAGAUGGUUGUUUCUCUGCAAAGUGAGAUGAUUGAAAGCCAAGCACGCCAAGAUGUGCAAAAUGAACAAAAAGUAUAUACAAAAAUACAAGCCACACACAAGCAAAGAGAAUUGGCUAAUAAAUCAUGGGAAACUUUCUUGGCCAGAACAUCAAAUGCUAAAACUUUAAAGAAAGCAAAAAGACUUCAAGAGAAAGCUAUAGAAUCCUCUAGAUAUGGUGAAAGACCACCAAAUGCAGUAUUUCACAGAACAGAUAUUAAAGGCCUUAACGCAACAGUGCCCUCUGGUGGGGUAGUAACAGUGGAAAGCACUCCUGCCCGAUUAGUGGGAGGACCUCUGGCUGAUACAGAUAUUGCUCUUAAGAAACUGCCUAUUCGAGGAGGAGCCUUACAGAAGACCUCCCCUCAAAAGGAUAUUAGAGUAACAACUUUACCAACAUUCUGUUAAAGUCUUCAGGAGUCACUGAAAUCCAACACAUGUUUAUGAAGUUGUGAUGAGAUUCAUUUCAUCAAAGAUCUUUGAAGCAUGUGCUCCAACCUUUCCCAUUUACAGGUUAGAAAAUUUCUCUUGAUAUGGUUCAGCAAGUUCUUAGCUCUUCUGUCUCCCUAUCCAAAACUCUUACCACCAUACCUUUCAAUCAAGAGGAUCAAAACGCAGCCCAUUUUAUGUGUAACCAUAAGAAAAAGAGUGUGUGGUGUUUCGCUGGCGUUUUCCAAUCGAUCAAGUGUUGAAUGCUCAAGCACCAUUUUAGGUUUCAAAGUUACUGAUGAACUUUGAAUAUUCAUUAAAAAAUAUGUGUUAUGAACUGAUAUCUAGUGGAUCCCUGCCUUUUCUCAAGUUGUUCAGGAGUAUGAAGACAAUAAAGAUGAUAGAAGCUAAUAUGACAUGGUGCAGCACAAAUGACAUUCAAGAAAUGUCAUUCAAGAAAUUCAAGAAAAAUCCUGAUAUUUUCUUAUGAUUCUGUGCACAAGCUUCUCUAAAAACUGACUGCUCAGUAAAUGGGCCUGAAGCCUAUAGAUGAAGUCAAGGUCUAAAUUCGCUUUGAAUGGCCAUACAGUUAACCAUUCCAGGCUGGCACUGGAAAUGUCCCUGACACAACCUUUACAACCAGGAGUGGAGUGUCCAGAACAGAUCCAGGAGAUGGGACUCACAUUCUUCCUUGUGUACCGCGGUCCUUCACUUCCCCUCCCUCCAGCACCCCGCCUCCCGGCCAAAAGAAAUAAAUAAAGUUAGGUGAAAGACAAAUCGAAGGAAACAAAUUUAAAUUUAGGUUAUUCAGGUCGUUUCACACUGUGGAAAAUUGUGCCGAUUUCCCAAACAGAGCUAACACGACUUCCCCCAAAUUGUGUAGAUUUCCCAAAUAGAGCUGACAGUAGCCAGUUUAUGACACAAAGGGACUGAGUGGGACCAGAGAAUUUUCUUCCCCUAGAAUUUCAGGUUAUACUUUCCCAACCAGUGCUCUCCUCCCGGAUCGGGUCACCUGCACGCAGAGACAGCCGGCGGGGAAUGGUACCUCUCGUAGGCGGCAGAGACAGACGUCCUGGUGUGAUGUCCUGCGUUUGUUCGCUGCGCUCCCUCAGGUACGAGGGUGGCUCCUGCCUGGGUGGGGGGAACAAGAGGUCUCAGAGGGGACUCCCAUCCCCUGCCCAGCCAAGCCCACCCCCUGCAGGCAGGUGACAGGCGAAAGCGGUGCUCUGCGACCUGCCGCGAGCGCUCACCGGGCACCCUGAACUCGCCCUGAGGAACCCUCUAGGCGGCACCGUGCUGCGGAGCCAAGCGGAUCAGGCUCCCUGAGAGCGGCGCUGCGGGACCUGCUGCGGCCGCUGGGGGCUCGGAAGUCAGCCCUGCAGACGGAACCACGCGCCUUUUCUAGAGACGGAGAGCCGGCAGAGAGUGGGUGGCUGCUCUCAAGGCCCCGCCCUCACCUUGCUCACCCCCGCAGCUCUGAGACCCAGAAAUAAUAACAAUGUGAAAAAGAGUAGUAAAGUCACAAGACCAUCUCACUAAAAUAUGAUAGGUGAAAAAUCCUAAACAAAAUAUUAUCAAACCAAAUUCAGGAGGAUCUAAGAAAAUACACAUCAGCAUCAAGCUGGGAUUAUCCUAAUUAAUGAAAGAUCAACACAUGAAAAUCGAUUAGUGGAUUCACCACAUAAACAAAUUGAAGAGAGAAACCAUUUGAUAAAAUUCAACACCCAUUCAAGAUUAAAACAAAAAACAAACGAAAGAUAUUCUUAGUAAACUUAGAAGGGAAUUUCCUUAAUCUCUUAAAUGAUUACGGUUGUCAACAAAUGUGUUAGGUAUAUUCUUUUCUACUAUCAAAUAAUGCAUGUUAAAACUUCUAGAACAGUGACAAAAUUAUAUAUUUCAAAUACAUAAAGACAAAGCUUAGUAACUAGUCACAUUGAUCUGCUGCUGCUAAGUCGCUUCAGUCAUGUCCAACUCUGUGCGACCCCAUAGAGGGCAGCCCACCAGGCUCCUCUGUCCCUGGGAUUCUCCAGGCAAGAAC
Bubalus bubalis (water buffalo) is the source of this 5205-nucleotide messenger RNA. RefSeq names its product cilia and flagella associated protein 69 (gene CFAP69). The record is from RefSeq and is a predicted model, not a curated record. The transcript has 24 exons. The coding region runs from base 321 to 3146 and encodes 941 amino acids. Gene Ontology annotation, biological process: olfactory behavior; positive regulation of flagellated sperm motility; response to odorant. Gene Ontology annotation, cellular component: non-motile cilium; sperm midpiece. Lineage: Eukaryota; Metazoa; Chordata; Mammalia; Artiodactyla; Bovidae.